Molecule: messenger RNA, 2144 nt
Organism: Pararge aegeria (speckled wood butterfly)
Lineage: Eukaryota; Metazoa; Arthropoda; Insecta; Lepidoptera; Nymphalidae
Exons: 11
Coding region: 48-2144 (698 amino acids)
Source: RefSeq, a predicted model, not a curated record
UAUUUAUUUUUAAUUUGUGACUAUUUUCAAGUAGAAUAAUAGAUACAAUGGCCAACAAUGCAACAGGCGAUAAUACUAAAGCAAUUGUACCUUAUUCUAAUGAAAUCAAUGAAUGCCAUUUGCAUAUCGUAUUUUCAAUCGAAUGUAUAGAAGCUAAAGUACUACUACAAAAGAAAUUAAGCAAACAUACUAAACAUCAAAAACAAGUUUGUUAUUUUAUGAGAAAUGCUAAUGCGAUAAUGAGAAAUGAGAUAAAACUGGACCAACAAAAAAAAGAAAGCUUGCUUGUUGCACUCGAGUCCAAUAAAUCUAGAAUGAUAGAUCUCAAAAAGCAGUUAUUACUGGCUAAAGAGGGAAGGCAAAAUAUGAUUGAAAAUAUAAAAAUUAACAUCAAAAAAUACGAAGACAAGUGGUUAACUUGUAAAAGCCGAUUUGAAAGUAUCCAUUUUAUCAAGAGAUAUUUUGAAGUAAAUGAUAAAAUUGAAACUGUUAGAGGAAAUAUUAGCUCUCUCAUCAUUGAGACUAAAAAACUAUCCAAUGAUAUAAAUUUAAAGAAAACUGAAUUGAUAAAUUUGGGCCAAAAAUAUAUAAUAGAAUUGGCUGAUUAUAUGAUUCACCAACGACCUAUUAUUUUAAAACUAAUUGAUGAUAAAAGAAAUGAAAUAAAAAAGAUUGUUAAGGAAAAAGAAAAUAAUAACGCCACUGUGAAAAAUGCAUUGCUUGUAUCCCCACCAGAAAAACGAACUAUUAAAGCUAAGAAUGUAUCUGAUGAGGAUACUGAAUAUCUACCUAAAAAUGAGGCCCAUGACACUUUAGUGCUACCAAAACUACAUCUUCUGAAUAUGGGUUUAGUUCCCAUUGGAUUUGAUCAGAUACAGAAAGUUAGUUAUAAAAAUACAGCAAUUUUUAAAAGAUCUUCAGUUUCCUAUUCUCCAAUUAAAUAUGAUGUUCCAAAAAAGGCGAAGGUUGCUGAAAACAUUGACGAAGUAAAUCUUUCACCAUAUUUUACGUCACCAACAAAGAUAGAUCAAGCAAAGAAAUACACUGAUAAAAAAUUAAUUCAUAUAUUAGACGAUGUUAAAUUAGAUACAACUGGAACUUACAAAAUUAUUUCUAAAAUCAAUCCUUAUCAGCUUCAUGAUGUUAAUGUAAUUAAAGCUGGAGCGUCUCAACAAAAGGAAGAAGAGGACAAGGACAAAGUAAUAGAUCAACAGACAGAAGAGAUUGAGAAAAUUGACUUGACAAUAAAAGUUUCGCAGGAUGUUAUCUUACCACCAACCCAGUUUGUAGAUCUCGAGCGGAAUUCCCAAGAGAAAAGAGUUAAAUUUAAUACUGAUAUUAUGACAAUUGAAGAUUUACCUAACUCGAUAACUGGUGAUACAAAAUCUCAAGAAGAUGAUAAUGCAGUAAAUAAUACCUCUAAUAACGAAUUAAAUGCUAGUACAGUUAGCGAUGAUAGCUACAACAAGAUAAAGGAUUCUGUAUUUAAAAAACACAAUUUAAAUCUAUCACCAGAAUUUACAUACACAAAAAAUACAGCGAUGCCUAUGGUGACAGAUAAACUUGUUACUUCAAAAUUUUUCGGAGAAAAGCAAAAAGGCGCUACCAAUAUUGAUUACGCAAAAGAUAAAAUGGAAGUUAUAGAGAUCCUUGAUGAACCAGGCAAUAAACCAGAAAAUGAUAUAAUUGGAAUAGGUACAGAAAAGACAAAUCAACCUAAUACAACAACUGACACCGAAUUUGAGGAGGGUAAAGAAAGCUCACAAAAAGACAACGCCUUUAAAGCUGGACAAUCUUUUAAAAACUUCAUUCAGGACUUACCAGACUCGCUGAAUAUUUCUAUGAACACUACAGGCUAUGAGGAUGCAGAUGCAGAAUUUCCACAAUGUAUUGAUUCUAGCCUUCUAUUAUCACCAAAAGCUGAUGAUGAAAUGCAAACCAGUGAUAACAAAGUUCAAGUACUGUCUCAGGAGGGUCCAAGCUUUAUAUCAGGAUUAAGGAAGACAGGCUUUUCCUUUUUCGGGAGCACAUCUUCUGUUAAUCAACCAGAUUCUAAUGCACAAAAUCAGAGUAAUAAUUUUAAUUUCAAUUUUGGUGGAGACGAGAAGAUAAAAAGAAGUGGUUUGUUCAGUAUGUUUCGUUAA